GAUGCAAAUGAGAUGCAAAUGAGGAGUUGAGCAGGUAAGUUGCCAACAGCAGACAGAGCUGAGACCUCGCUCACACUCAGCAAGGACAGGUUACUGCUGCCAUGAUUCACACCACGUGGUCUGCUGUGGACGGACAGGCGGUAAUUCCCCGUGCGGUGACGUCACCCCGGCGUGACGACCGCGAUGACGUCGCAGAUGACGUCGACGAGGGGGCGGGGCCCCCCGCGGCGACGUCACGGGCAGGGGGCGGGGCCGAGGUGGAGUUGGAGCAACUUGAGCAAUUUGCUCGCAACUUCAAGCAGCGGCGAAUCAAACUGGGCCACACGCAGGGCGACGUGGGCGUUGCUAUGGGCCGUAUCCAUGGCAACGCGUUCAGCCAGACAACCAUCUCCAGGUUCGAAGCCCUGAACCUCAGCUACAGAAACAUGGCGAGGAUUAGGCCACUACUGGAGGCCUGGCUACUCAACAUGGAGAGCCCCAGUGGCUGUGUUCACCGCUGCUCGUUGCCAUGGCGAUCCCUGCGUAGGAAGAGAACUUCCCUGGACGCCGCGGUCAGAGCUCAGCUGGAGAUCCACUUCCUGCGGAAUCCCAAACCCAGCUCCCACGAGGUUCUAUCUCUGUCCCGCUCGCUCUGUGUGGAGAGAGAUGUCGUUCGCGUGUGGUUCUGCAAUCGGAGGCAGAAGCAGAAGAGGAUCACGGUGAGGGACUGAAACUCUUGUUUACACUACACUAUACACUACACUAUACACUAUACA
This is a messenger RNA of Petromyzon marinus (sea lamprey), 755 nucleotides long. NCBI's taxonomy places the organism in Eukaryota, Metazoa, Chordata, Hyperoartia, Petromyzontiformes, Petromyzontidae. The record is from RefSeq and is a predicted model, not a curated record.